UAAAUUUAUUAGUUUAGCUUUUGAUUCUAGCACUGAUAUUUCAGCCACAUCACAAUGUUCUAUUUUUGUUAGGUAUUGUACUGAACAAAAUUCUAUUAAUGAAGAUUUUUUGAAAUUCAUUCCAAUGAAAUAUCAAACAAGAGGCAUCGGUUAUCUCGAUGUUAUUAGUAAUUUUCUUGACAACAAUGAUAUUGAUAUUAAAAAAUUGGUUUCUGUGUGCACCAACGGAUGUCCAUCGAUGACCGGAUGUGUAAAGGGGUUUAUUUCUUUAUUGAAAAAAAAAUAUAAUUUAACAAACACAUUGUCUUUCCAUUGUAUUAUUCACCAAGAAAACUUGGCAGCACGCAUCUCUAUUCAAGAAGUAGAUUUAGUAAUGAAAAACGUAGUAAAAAUUGUGAAUUAUAUUCGAGCAAAUGAAUUAAAUCACAGAAAAUUUAAAAGUCUUUUAGAAGAAAUGAACAGUAAUUACAGUGAUGUUCUUUUACAUACUUCGGUGCGUUGGCUUAGUAGAGGUAAAGUACUGGAAAGGUUUUUUGUUAACGAUUAGAAAUUACUACAUUUUUGCAAAAAAAACAAAUUUGAUGAAAUUAAAAAUAAUAAUUGGUGGUGCCUUUUAGUUUAUAUGUGUGAUAUCACAGAAAAACUUAAUGAACUCAACCGCGGUUUACAGGGUGACAAUAAAAUUAUUUCGCAGAUGGAAAAUAAAGUUUUUGCUCUUGAAGAGAAACUGGAAAUUUAUCAAAAGGAAAUAGAAAACAAAAUACUACAUAAUUUCCCUACCCUUUCCAAAUUUAUACAUGAUGAUAUUAUCAUUUCUCAACCAAACAAUAUAAUAAUUUUAAUUCAUUUAGCUGCCUUAUCCAAUGAAUUUAAAAAAAUAUUUCAGGACUUAAGAAGUGUGAAAAGUUGCUUUUUACUUGUAGAAAAUCCUUGGCACUUAGAAGUUAGUAGUUUAACACAAUUUGCUGCAUUAAUUGUAUCUGAUAUUUCAAAAUUAUUUGAUGAAUUUAUUGAAUUGAAAAAUGAUAUAAAUUUGGAAAUUACUUUCAAAGAAAAAAGAGAAAAAAAACAAUACAUAGAAUUUUGGAAUUUAGUGCCAGGAAAAUACAAAACCAUACAAAAAUGUGCUCACUUUUUGUUAACAAUGUUCACAUCAACAUAUUUAUGUGAAACUUCAUAUUCUAAAAUGAAAUAUGCAAAGAAUAUGUACAGAAAUCGGCUUACUGAUUCACAUCUUGACGACUUGUUAAGAGUAGCAUGCAACAGAAAACCAGAUAUAUCCAAAAUAAUAAAGAAUAUAUCUCAAUAUCAAAAUUCACACUAGUUUAAAAUGAUUAUUUAAUGUUUUAUAAUAAAUUUUUAAAUGUUCUAUACAUAAUAUAUAAAUGUAUUUUUAGUUUUUUUUUUUUAAUCUCCU
This is a messenger RNA of Daktulosphaira vitifoliae (grape phylloxera), 1417 nucleotides long. Its product is annotated as SCAN domain-containing protein 3-like. Bases 623 to 1324 code for a protein of 233 amino acids. The transcript has a single exon. The record is from RefSeq and is a predicted model, not a curated record. Gene Ontology annotation, molecular function: protein dimerization activity. NCBI's taxonomy places the organism in Eukaryota, Metazoa, Arthropoda, Insecta, Hemiptera, Phylloxeridae.